GCAACCCCUGGGGAUGUGGAAUGGCACCAUCAAAGACAGUCAGUUAGUUGCCUCCUCUUCCUCCUCCAACAACGGCAAGGAAAAGGCUAGGUAUCUCUGCUGCUUUGGCGAGACGAAAGGAGCCUGGUGCCCAGAUAAGGAUGACAGAGCGCCAUACUAUGAAGUUCACCUUAACAAGCCCUACCUGGUUGCUAUGAUCAUGUUCGAACAUCCCAACACCCUCAACUACUGGGAAGUGCCAGACUCGUUCCUCAACACCUUCACGCUGCAGUACAGGAACGUCUACCAGGAUGCCAUGGAGACAUAUGCUGUGAAUAUUGACGCCAUCUACAACUCCAGUAUAAGCCUGUCCCCCAUGUUUGACCCCUUCAUUCUGACUGACGUCAUCAGAAUAGUCCCAAGCAAAUGGACCAACGAACCAUGCUUCCGCUUCGAAAUCAUCGGCUGUGACCCUGACCAGGGCCCAGUGGACAACCCGCUUCCAACCACAAAGAGUCCCUUCUUCAACCCGGGUGUCAUCGUAGGCAGACGUAAGAGAGGGAUUUACUUUAACCGUCCUGCGAACACUUUCCCAUAGUCGUCUCCGGGUUGGGUUGUGGCCGGAAGACAAACGUGGUCAGCGUGAUGUGUGUGGCUUCAUCAUGCUGCAUGCAACACGUUGUAGAUGUUUCUUGUGUAACGAUACAAUCAUGUGUUCACGCAUAAAGUGAUUCAUCAUGGGUUGAAUGAUCUUUUCCUACUCCUGAAACAUCACUGAAUCAUGUCCAGUGGAUAAACUGUACAAACUAAAACAAACGUACGCGCCAGCGUUUGACUUGAUGCGUGUAUACAUGGACUGUACAUGUUAUAUUGAUAGAUUGUAAAUGAUGUUUUAUUACCAGAAGCAAAUACAUUCUCUGUGUCUAUAAACAUUUCCUGAGCAUUAUCAACAUUUACAUGAUUAAAUACCUUACUUU
Haliotis rubra (blacklip abalone) is the source of this 956-nucleotide messenger RNA. Its product is annotated as venom prothrombin activator oscutarin-C non-catalytic subunit-like. The record is from RefSeq and is a predicted model, not a curated record. Bases 14 to 577 code for a protein of 187 amino acids. The transcript has 4 exons. Lineage: Eukaryota; Metazoa; Mollusca; Gastropoda; Lepetellida; Haliotidae.